AUGGCUGCUAAGCAAGUUUCAUGGACACCUACCAUGUCAAAGUUCAUGCUGACAUGGCUAAGUGAUUUAGUCUCCAAUGGCAAUAGAACAAGCACUGCCUUCAAGCAAUCACAGUUCAACUCUUGUGCCAUUGCUUUGAAUGAGCAUUUCCAACUUAACUUGAAUGGAGAUCAGAUAAAAAAUCAUAAUAGGACAUGGAAGAGGAAACUUCAGAAAAUAGUGAAACUCAAGGAGUUGAGUGGUGCACUAUGGGAUGAGGACAAGUGUAUGAUUGUUCUUGAUCAUGAGCAUUACACAAAUCAUGUUAAGGCUCACCCAGAGGAUGAACAAUACCUUAAAAAGACUAUUACUCAUUAUAAGGAGAUGGUGAAUAUAGCUGGAGGGAGCAUGGCUACAGGGCAAUAUGCAAAAGGCUCAAGUGACCCUCUUGCUACAAAAGUGGUAAAUCUUGAAGAAGAGACAUCCAAGAAACCCACUGCCCCAAAUGAGGAGGUUGCGCAAUCAACCAAUGUAGGUUCAUCUAGUCCCAAACCAAAGAAAGCCAAACCAAAUCCUUGUGUAGAAGACAAGUUGCACGCAACCAUACUAGCAUCUAGUGAAAGAAUUGCUAUUGCGAUAGAGAAGAGUACUAGCAGCGAGAACAAUGCCAUAGAUGGUCUUUGGGAGAGCAUGAAAGUACUUCCUGGUUUCAGUUUGGAUCACCUUGCUCAUUACUAUGCAUAUUUGGUUGAUAAUCCUCGUGUUGCUAUGGCAUUCAAGGUGUUAGAAGAGGAUCAAAGGAAGGUUUGGGUUUCUAGGUAUGUCAAGAGUACCUUCCCUGAAGCGUAA
This is a messenger RNA of Triticum turgidum subsp. durum (durum wheat), 828 nucleotides long. NCBI's taxonomy places the organism in Eukaryota, Viridiplantae, Streptophyta, Magnoliopsida, Poales, Poaceae. The record is from the annotation of a GenBank genome assembly.